GUUCAAUAGACGCUCGAAGUAAAUAAACUUUUAUAUAUGUUCGAAGUUAAUUAACUUGUAUUGACUCUCGGAUACAAUAAGAUUGCACUGAAUAUCAAAUUUAAAACGGAAAAAAGCUCGUUCGUUAAAACACUGAAAGAAAAGGUCGUUGAGUACAAUUUUGUAAGUUCACAGCGAAAACCUGAAAAAAACCAAGACACAUAACUCACAUGACACACUGCAUGCAUGACCCACUACCCGCAUGAAACGCUACAAACAUGAGUUAUAUAUGAGACAAGUUAAUUAAUAAACACGUACCACGCCACACCGACGCCAGUCACAUGCAGUACCCAGCUUCACACACGAGGUUGCUAUAACCAUCAAGGAAAUAUAGCUAGUAAUUCCUCCACGAUGACCACGUCUCUAGAGAAGCGGCGGGAGCUGGGGUGCACCAGCGCCGCGCCCUUUUACAGCCUCCCCACCAGGAAGACCUCAGCGCAGAUCAUUGCAGAGGCGCGGCAGGACAUCACCCUGAAGGAGGGUGGGGUGUUCGCAGCGACGCUGCCACGUACCGGCGUGCGCACCGUCAACACCAAGAGGCCCUUCACGCCGCGGUGUCAGGAGAGGACUUUGUUCGGCACCCCUGCUGCCCUGCGGGGAGAACGGCCGCCCAGUUCCUUCACGCUUUCCCCGUUGCAAUUUGACCCCAAUGACCCCAGCGGACGAACUACCGUCCUCGCCGAGAUCCGAGAGCAGGAGCCACUAGAGGAGGUCACCGUCUAUGACCUGGACUGCACGCUGGAGGACGCCGCCCUCAGGACGCUGCUCAAGGACCGGCCCCUGAAGAAGGCUGUGCCGCAGCUGCACCCCAUCAGGAAGACGUCGCUGCCGGCGCCCCUUGAGGCCACCGACGCGUCCACGUACACUUCGCUGCCGCCAGACGCCCUCCUUACUGAUCCCCGCGAGGCCUCCACUUCUCCCCGCACAAAGCUGCCGUCAUGGGCAGCCGACAGUCUCAAGAGCAACGCCGAGCCGGGGCGCGCCGAGCCGGGGGGCAUCAUGCCAGGAAGAUUAGAGCAAGUGGGUGUCGAACAAAAGGGAGACGGGCAGCUACGCGAGAGGAGCGAAGAGGAGCAGGCACUGAUCUUCGAGCAGAAAAUCGCCCCCGUGCUCGACGAAAUCACGCGAGCCGUGGCCAGUGGAGUGAGUGAGGCGGUGCUGGGGGAGCUGGUGGAGAAGCUGUACGGACAGCUGGUGGAGCAGCAGCUGGUGGGGCGCCAGGCGCUCCAUCGCAGUUCCAUCCUGCGCGUCGUCUUCAGGCUCGUGGACCGCGAGCACGGGGGCCUGCUGGCAGCGCUGGCACGCGUCAUGCUGGCACUACGAGUGAGCGGCAACAACCUGACGUCGGUGAUGAAGCUCGUCUUCAAAGUGACUCGAGACGCCGGCAACGACGAACUUUUCCUGACAGGUCCUCUGCUGGGGCUCCUGCUGGAGGCCGUGGGACGCCUGUCUCCUCUUGAGAGCGCGGAGGCUGCGGUGUAUGGCUACGGCGCCCUCAAGUUCCUGACGAUGAACAGCGCCCUCUGCACCAGACUCCUGGCGAGGGGCGUCAUCGAGCUCCUUACUCUGCACAUGAUGAUCAUUGUUAAUGAGAUGGAGGAGCGUGGGUCGGUGCCGCAGCAGACGGGCUACGCGCUCGUGCAGCUGACGGCGACGCUGCGCCACGUGAGCAGCAGCGAGCGCGCCUACCCGCAGCUGCUGCAGGCGAACACCGUGCAGCAGGCGUGUCGUCUGCUGGCAGCCUUCCAGCACGAUGCUGACAUUACGGCCAACCUGGCCAGGAUAUUGAGGAAACAGAAAGUGCCCAAACAUCAGCUUCCUGCUAAUGCUGUCGGUCUGAGCAAUGAGUUCGUAAUGCCUGCGUCCUCGGUUCGCAACAUCGGCAUUCAGCUGGACUCGGAACCUUCAAUUAACAGUCACAUUGCCAAAGUCACCACCGCUUGUUUCGGCGCUCUGCGGCGAAUUCGUAGCCUGUUCCCCCUCAGUGCCUAG
Molecule: messenger RNA, 2031 nt
Organism: Hyalella azteca
Lineage: Eukaryota; Metazoa; Arthropoda; Malacostraca; Amphipoda; Hyalellidae
Product: armadillo repeat-containing protein 2
Biological process (GO): cilium organization
Source: RefSeq, a predicted model, not a curated record